CUGCUGCCGCGGGGCGAGGAGAGCUGGGAACCUGCGGCAGGGGCAGGGGCAGGGGGGAAGGGCCGCCGAGCACCCGGUCAGUUCGGAGACGAGGGGCCGAGAAAGGGAGUGCGACCCGGUUUCUGCAAACGGCUGUGGUUUUGGGGCUGAAGGAGAUAUUUCCAUGAAGCGAGUUUCUUUUGAAGACUGACAGUCUCCAGUUAUUCUUAGCAUGCAAAUAUUUCCAACAAUGAAGAUGCACCGUUCUCUUAGGUUGAAGUUUUAACUUUAUGAUGGAGGUUUAAACAUCGAGGGGCAUAUACCUUUUUUUGGAAGGAGCUUUGUUUCUGUUCAAUUAUUUUUCAAGAAGGCAGUUGUCUUAACUGAGAUCUUCGCUGUGGAAUCCUAUUUCUUCUAAGAUUACUUUAUAAAGUGCAUCAUUCAGUUGAACUUCAAAUAUUGAUCACUUUGCUUUAUUUCAAAUAGAGAUACUUAAUUAGUUUAUUUUUAACAUGAGAUUUUGCGAGUUCAAGAUAAUGCAGCUACGAAUGAGAGAAAAAAGCAAAUUCGAAACAGAUUUUUUCCCUCAAAUAAGACAGUUGUCACAAUAAGACCCUAUGCACAUUGGCUGCUGCAUGUAUACAACAUAACUUGGGAAGUACACAGUUGAUUUAUUACAAUCCUUUCAUAAAAUUUAAUAUAUAAAAGUCCAUCCUGGAGUUCAAUUAAUAAGCUAUAUUUAAAUCACCCCACCAAGUAUUUGGCUACAUUCUGGUGAUAUGAGUGCCAUUCUCGGUCUGUCCAAAGUACGAAGUCAAAACUUGCUGUGAACUCCUGAUUUGAAGGAACAAGUCUUGUGUAUCAUUCACUCUCCCUUCCAUUCUCAUUAAGUUUUUUGCCUUUCCUCUCUUCCACUACUACCCCAUCCUUGGCCGCCAACCACUUCCAGGCUCAAACUUACUCAAACGAGGUAGCCAUUCUUGCAAACUAGCAGUUAAUAUUAAUACACUGCAGUGCAUGGAACCUGGUAAGUUAGGGCCUAACUAUUUUAAUGAAAUGUUUAGUUAGUUUCCUAAGCCUUGCUGCAUUUUUAAAAAAUUAUACGCCUGCCUGAGUAUUCCAGUCUUAAAAUUGAAACUUACGUCCAUAAAUUUUUACCUUUGAAAGCCAUUAACAAAGCUCCUCCCAAAAAAAAGGUAUGCCCUUAUUCUGCAAAAUAUUCUUCAUGAAUAUAUUUCAAAAUCAACAUUUUGGCAACUUUAGAAUAGGUGGUGAUCAAGAACUGCAAUAUGACUUCUCUUCAGAACUUUACCGUAUUUCAACAUUUGCUAAGUUCCCACCGAAUGCUUUGAUAAGUGAAAGGAGCCUUGCACGUGCUGGAUUCUAUUACACCAAUAUAGGUGAUAAAGUGCAGUGUUUCUCUUGUACUGUUAUUGUUGAAAACUGGCAACCAGGAGAUAAUCCUGUUGAAAGGCACAAAAAGGCUAACCCAAACUGCAGUUUCAUUAAUAACCUGCGGUCGGGCAUUGACUGUUCUUCAAGCCGCUCUCAAUUUUCUCUGUCAGGUGGCUCUUUUUUUCAUUCGUCUUAUUAUGAAAAUGCAGCACCAACUGAUUUGUACUGUAGCAAUCUCUCUGAUCCUGUGGCCUCCAGAAGCGUGGAAGACUUUUCUCAACAAUUGCGAUGCCCUCAUUACAAUGCAUUUAUGCGUAGUGAAGAAACAAGACUUCAAACUUUUCAGAAUUGGCCUUCCUAUUCUUCUUUAGUUCCCACAGAGUUAGCUAAAGCUGGAUUCUAUUAUACUGGGGAAGAUGAUAAAGUUGCAUGUUUUGUUUGUGGUGGAAGAUUAGGUAACUGGGAACCUGGAGAUCGUCCAUCAACUGAACAUAGAAGACAUUUUCCAACAUGCCCUUUUGUUUUGGGGAAUGAGAUUGGUAACAUUCCUAUGAAUAACUCAGAAUCGCAAAGGCCAAAUCCACAUGCUGCGAUGCAUCCAAGACAUCCUGAAAUGCAGUCUUAUGAUAGACGGCUACAGACGUUUUUGAGAUGGCCAGUGAGGAAUUUUAUUCAACCUGAACAAUUAUCUAGAGCUGGUUUCUACUAUGUUGGUCAAAAUGAUGAUGUAAAAUGUUUUUAUUGUGAUGGUGGCCUGAGAAGUUGGGAGGCUGGAGAUGACCCGUGGGUGGAACAUGCAAAAUGGUUCCCAAGGUGUGAAUAUCUUCUUCAAGAGAAGGGACAGACAUUUGUAAAUCAGAUUCAGACAAGGUUUCCACAUCUGCUUGAUUUCCAGCUACAUUCCAGUUCUGAUGAUAUCUUGGAAGAAACUCAAACAGCAGUUAAUUUUGAGCCUGGUGAAAAUCGUACAGAGGAUGCAGUCAUGAUGAACACACCAGUUGUUAAGGGAGCUAUGGAAAUGGGUUUUAGUCGAAAACUUGUGAAACAGACAGUCCAAAGAAAAAUUGUCACGAGUGGUGAGAAUUACAAAUCUGUUAUAGAAUUAGUGACUGACUUAUUGAAUGCUGAAGAUGAAGAAAGACAAGAAGACAGAGAAAGAAAAAUGGAAGAGUUGGAUGAAGAUGUAUUACUAUUGAAGAAAAAUUGUGCUGCUCUGAGUCAUAAUUUGACCAAUGUAACGCCUUUGCUGGAAGAUCUAGAAAUUCAUUCUGUUAUUAAUAAAAUGGAAAGCGAUGUGAUCAAACAUAAAUCUUGUGCAAAUGAACAAGUCAGAGAACUAGUGGACAUGAUCAUUUGCAAAGGAAGAGCAGCAGCUGAAGCCUUCAAAGAUGUUCUUUUGAAACACGAGCCUGAAUUGCAUGAAAAGUUAUAUGUUCAAAAAAGCCUGUCUUAUUCUCCAUCAGAUGUGUUGGGUCUAUCGAUGGAAGAGCAAUUACGAAGAUUGCAAGAAGAAAGAACUUGUAAAGUAUGCAUGGACAAGGAGGUCUCGGUUGUGUUUAUAACCUGUGGUCAUUUGGUUGUUUGCACAGACUGUGCACCCUCCCUUAGAAAGUGCCCAAUCUGCCGUGAUACUAUCAAGGGAACAGUUAGAACCUUCCUGUCAUAAUCUUGUAAUUCGUUGUCGUUAGGUUGCAAUUUCAUUCUGCCAUACACUAUUUUCAACAGUAGCUGGAACCAGUAAGACAUUAUGCUUAUCGUCCUGUGUUCAUUACAUUUUAUCGUCCUUGACUUUUUUGGUAAGGCGAUAAAUACCGAUUUGUGAAAGUCCUCCGGAAGAUUUCCUGUCAUAUAACUGUUGUUUAAUAUCACUAAAAGGUUCAUUUUUCCCUUCGGACCAAGUGAUUUCAGAAUUUCAGUGGAAAUCUGAUCUUCACUGGUGGCCUUUCUGACUUGUAGACUGCGAAUUGGAUGUUUCAUCUCUGACAUCAAUAUUUUAGGUUGAUUAGUCCAUUGAUUUAAUUCUGGUAAAUAUUCAAUCCUGCUAUCUUCAAAGAAUUCUGAGAUGUACUCAACCCAUCUGUCCAUGGUCUUUUCUUUUUCAUAGCAUGGAUUACCACUACCGUCUUUGAUACACCCUGCUGAUGGCACGGUCCUCCUUAAUUAAUCUUGUAAUUAAUUAAAUAUUAAUGAUGCUUUUCAGACUAGAUGUACAUUUUAUUUUUGGUGAGAGUGAAUGUUUUAACCAGAGACAAGUCUCUGCUCUUCAGGCCCUUUACUAUUGAAUGCUUGUGUGUUUUGUAUUUUAAUUUGAUAUAGAAUUCAUAAUUUCAAUUUAAAAUGUUGUUGUGAUGACAUGCUUAUAAAUGAUAUUGGCAAUAAUCACGUUUAAGAAUGCUUUUCAUCAGUGUAAUUUUACUGCAUUGCUAACUUAUGAGGUGGGUGAGUUUGAAAGUGGCAAUUGUAUGAUAACGUUGCAAAGGUAUUUUUAUAUAAAUAAUGCAUCCUUAUUAAAAUAUCUUAAUAGGAUGUUUGGCAAGGCAUGAAGUGCGAAAAAAUACAAGAUGUGUUUUAAUAAAAAUGAAAGUGUAUUUUUAGUUUUAGAAUGACACUAAUUCAAAAGCAUUAUAUUUGCAUUUCUAAUUCAGCAAACUGCGCAUAAUUAGUUGACUUAAGUUCAACAUUCUGAAAAUUGAAAGUGUUGCAUGUGGUGCAUAAAUAUUAGGGUUUGAAUAAAUGUUUAAAUGCUU
Messenger RNA from Hypanus sabinus (Atlantic stingray), 4121 nucleotides. RefSeq names its product baculoviral IAP repeat containing 2 (gene birc2). Lineage: Eukaryota; Metazoa; Chordata; Chondrichthyes; Myliobatiformes; Dasyatidae. The coding region runs from base 1178 to 3040 and encodes 620 amino acids. Gene Ontology annotation, cellular component: nucleus; cytoplasm. Gene Ontology annotation, molecular function: cysteine-type endopeptidase inhibitor activity involved in apoptotic process; ubiquitin protein ligase activity. The transcript has 9 exons. Gene Ontology annotation, biological process: regulation of cell cycle; positive regulation of protein ubiquitination; negative regulation of apoptotic process. The record is from RefSeq and is a predicted model, not a curated record.